Molecule: messenger RNA, 729 nt
Organism: Lactuca virosa
Lineage: Eukaryota; Viridiplantae; Streptophyta; Magnoliopsida; Asterales; Asteraceae
Source: the annotation of a GenBank genome assembly
AUGGCUUCCAAAGAAGAUGGACAGACUUCUAAAGCAAAGUCUUCUCCUAAGGCUUCACACUCUCACGCGAAUAGACCUUCAACUGAGACACACUCGUCAUUACCUAAAGUUGAAAUGGCUGCAUCAAACUAUACUGCACUCCUUAAUAUUGCGGAACAACCCAAAGAAGUCGGAGUUAUAAUUGAAUAUCUGCAACAAUACCCAUUGGCAUAUGCGCUCCUCUCUACUUCUUCAAUUCCUCAAUAUCUUAUCUCAGAAGUAGUUCCAACUGCAGUCAUCUCCCCAAGAGCAAAGUCCAAACAGUUUGAUGUUGAAUUUGAUCUUUUUCAAACUACAUUGGUUCUCCCUAAAGAAGAGUUCUCAUCUAUUUUAGGUCUACAAGAUAAUUCAAGUCAACCUAAGACAUUCGUCACACCGACUUCUGCUCAAUUGUUGACUAUGUUCAAAAACAUGGGGUACAAAUUUGAAGACAACUCUGAACCAUGUCUCUCAAGAAAUAAGAAAUCCUGCCUUCCCACACCAUGGCACUUUCUUACUUUCGUCCUCACUCGAUGUCUUUUGGAUCAGUUGGUGGACACAGUCGCGGUAAAACAGAUCUUUGGAUUCUUGUGUAUGGGCUCUUCUAUGAUGUCAAUGUUGACUACGUGUCUAUUCUUUGGGACGAUUUCCUUAACUUUCUCCCGGCCUCAAAGAAUAAGUUCCUCAUUCAUCAUCCUCGCUAGUGGUUAA